Branchiostoma floridae (Florida lancelet) is the source of this 1978-nucleotide messenger RNA. RefSeq lists its product as uncharacterized. The transcript is spliced from 8 exons. NCBI's taxonomy places the organism in Eukaryota, Metazoa, Chordata, Leptocardii, Amphioxiformes, Branchiostomatidae. Bases 205 to 1392 code for a protein of 395 amino acids. The record is from RefSeq and is a predicted model, not a curated record.
CAAUAGGGGGCAGCUUUUUUUAUAGUAGACAAAGUUUAGGGCGUUUCUGUCUAAUAAUAGUAUAUAAUAAGUUCUCUCUAAUAGAUCCCCAGUCAUCACUGGGCUUACAUUCGAUCAGACUGUAGUAUCUGUUGUUUGGGCAUUUCCUCCAGACAACAUACCUUUAAGUUACUACAGAUCACGUUAUUACAAACUGUAAGAAAUAUGAGCACCGACAAGCUCAUGAACGGUGACCUGGCCUUCGGUAGGCCCGUACAUGCCGACCGACGGUCUCGUUUCCGCUCGGCGGGAGUUCAGGCCGCCUGCACCGCCGCUGUGAUCUUCAGCGUGGCGGCUCUUGUGGCAGUCCUGGUGCAGAACUGGUACAUCAAAGAGCUUCAGGAUCGUGUCACCUCACUUGAGACCCUUACUAGAGACAUGUCGUCUGUGAUCAACAGCCGAAUGGCGAAUAUUGGGUCAACUGACGCUGUGUUUGGCCCCGAGGACAUGUCGCAAAAUGAAAAUGGCGCUGAGAUGAAUAACAAAAACCAGCCGCCUCCCUCAGCUGAUACUACCAACCACGGGCAUAGGGCGAGGAGAGGGGCCAACUCUGUGACCCUUCCGUUUGGAGGCUGUGUUCAGGGGCCUCCCGGAAGAGAUGGCCGUGACGGGAUGCCAGGCCGAGACGGUAGGGAUGGACCCGUUGGACCGCCUGGACCUCCAGGACAGAACGGGGCAGAUGGUCGUGACGGCCGGGAUGGUGUUCCUGGUACUCCCGGCCCUGCCGGUCCACCCGGGAACUGCAGCUGUAACAAUACCAACACGGAAGGCUACAAGACUAUAAAUGACUACGGAUCAGUGUGGGAGAGGUUCUGGUGGUGGAAGGCUAAUUCAAGCUGGUCAUCAUCAAUCACAGAUGUACUCCAGGAAUGCUACGGAGCAUGUGACCCCGGCAGUGACUACUGUAUGGGGAGGUUGCCGAGCUGGCUACAGGAGGACAGGACCGAGCUAUUGGCCAAGGACAGCCACGGGAACGUCUACAAGUGGGGGUUCAACUCCACCAACCCAACCGCUCACGCUGCAUGGCUGGCGUUCUACGGUCAUCAGGAGACCCCUAGCGGACAGAUUUUCAACAACAUGGCCUGGAUGCCAUCUGUUCUCGCCGGUACUGGUCCCUUACAAGAUCAGGACAGCUUCAUGUACCGUACAGAGAACGGAGUCAAGUCGCUGCUCUUGGACGAUGACAACUGUGACUGCGACUCAACGUUGAACAUUGGCCAUGGAAUGUGUGGAGGAGGCUAUUACACUGCAUAUGGACCACGUGGCCAGUACGGGGUGGACGCCUUGUAUGACCCAUACUGCAAUAUACCAGUGCCCUCUAUCGGACUGGAGCUGUACUUCAACAGGACCUGAGGCAACCAACAGAACAACAAGGAUGAUCAAAGAGCUUUCUACUGAAAGUGUUUUAACCCCAACAUCAUAACAGUAAAUAAUUAAGUAAUAGCACUACGGUACAUUGUAUUUGAUGAUCACAGCUUGUGUGAAUGUGCUAGAAAUGUUCAUUUAGAUAUUUGCAUGGGUGCAAAAUUAGACAAAACGAGUCAUAACUAUUCAGAAAGAUUAUGUAGUACUAUUUUAACACACAUUUUGUGUAAUGUGCUUACCUAUCAAGUUUGUAUAGACCGCAUUUAGUAUAAUGUUACAGAUAUCCAUACGUAAUCAAGUGUUUUAGUGUAGCCAGAAACGUUCUGCUGUUCUUUAUUGGCUAAGAGGGUCUCAGGCAUAGGUGAACGGUGUUGCACCGACUGGAAAUUAGGAAACUAUCGAGCAAUAAACAACCCUUGUAAAUGGGUGAAAUGUAUCUGCUGCAAAAGCAAAAAUCUGUUUAUGGCACAAAGCGUCACCUAGCAGCCGUUACUAUCAUUGCUAACAGGGAGCCCAAAAUCUAAUCGUUCCAAGGUCUCAUCCAGACUUACUCACAUACAAAAUAUCAAUACAA